Molecule: messenger RNA, 6263 nt
Organism: Anopheles stephensi (Asian malaria mosquito)
Lineage: Eukaryota; Metazoa; Arthropoda; Insecta; Diptera; Culicidae
Gene: Dmtn
Product: transmembrane and coiled-coil domains protein 2
Exons: 1
Coding region: 1790-4198 (802 amino acids)
Cellular component (GO): endomembrane system
Source: RefSeq, a predicted model, not a curated record
GUUCGCAAACUAGCGCGCGAGCGAGCAGUUGACAGCCACGGGCGAAGCAACGCUUAUUCGCCCCGCCUAUCAAACGCGAUUCGAGCAGCGCCGGGUGGAAUUCGAGCACUUUUAACGAAACAAGCUUUUGCUGUAAUUUCGUCGAUUCAACGAAAAUUGUCAAGCAGGCAAGCGAACGAACAACACACACAUCUCGGAGCACCCCGGAACAAAAAUCGUCGUCCCCCUUGCAGUGCACGUAGUAGUGAUGUGAUUUGGAUGGAGAAUUUGAUGAAAAGCAGUCUCAUCAGCUACCUGCCGCAGCCCGAAACGAAACGACACAGUGAGCCACCGAUGAAUUGGCCACCCCGAGUGUGCUCUCGCGGAUGUUGUGAAAUUUGAUGAUGAUGAUAAGUGCUUGAGGUGUGUGCGCUCUGGUGGUUUGUGCGUGCGGGUCAAAAGAAGAACACCGAGCCACCCUCCUCCUACGAAUCGUCGAAACACACACAAAAAACGGCCAGUGCGUAGAAUGCGCUGAUUGCAGCCGCCGUUCGACCUUCUGCUCUUCUCUGCUGCCUUGAUGUUACACCAUCGGAAAGGAAAAGGAAAUAUGCGGUCGGGUUUUGGCCAUGGCAGUUAAGCUACGGCGCCAGACACAGCAGCAGCAGCAGCAGGAGGGCACGUAGGGGAGAGCGCAUGCAUCAUAUUUGCGGCCAAGGGGGUCGGUCAGUUAGCAAACACAACGAGGAAACAACAGCAGUGUCCCUUUAAUGCAUCGGUGUGUACAUGAUGCAUUUGAAAUGGUUGCUGGUGUAGUGGAGUACGGAAGCACACACAUUCACACGACCAACAAAUCAUUUACACAAACUCACAGCGGACAAGCGGAUAGAACGAACGAACAAAAAAAAGUGCGUGGCUCCUUCGUUAUCUCAAUUAUGCGAUGUGUGUCUAAUUGACAUUUAACGACAGUAGCAAGAAAAAAAACAGGGAGGAAGUACCCGGAAUGAAGUGAAACCGUUUUUACCAUCCCACGUACGGAGAAACAGUAACUACCCGAUCAGGCUGGCACUGGUCGGCACUAUCCCAAACUUGGAAAUCAUUCUCUAGCGUCGGAUCAAACCCACCCGCCCUUUUAAAGUGCAAUCCUUUCGUGAGCAACAGAGUCGUCGUUGUGAUGCAAGUCAGCCAGCAAUAGUAGCUCUCUACAUUGAAAGAUUGUCAUACCACACACUAGACCGCGCAUCACCGCGCGGAACAAAAAGACCACACAGAGACAGAAACAAUCAUUAUGUUGCUGUAGAGUAAAAAAAAAGAGUGGUGGCAAAUAUGAAUCACCGCGAGCAGCAGCACCGCUGAUCCCAGCAAUCCGUUCAAAAGCAACAACACAACAGUGCAGAGUGCAAAGGAAAAGUGGGAUCGUAGUGUGCGCCUCCCUAACGACGGUAGAGAAGAACAAUCGAAGCAGAAACGUCUAGCCUGGCUGUUCUGUUACGGGUCGUACGCAGGUACGCAGGACGAAAGCGAUUGCCCCCUAAGGGCAAUAACAUAACAGCGAAAAGCCCUCAGGAACGCAGGGAAAAAGGAAAAGCUUCGGCAAAUUGGUGCACAGACGUCGCGACGACAUAUUCUGAUUGGGCGCUGUCCGCGUCGGGGUGUCGACGGCGCCACCGCCGUGCAUCGGUGUGUUUGUGCGUUACGCAUCCAUCCAUAGCACCACGGCGGCGGCGGUUGUAUUUUAUUGUUGAGCGCGCGCGUGUGUGUCUCUCAACAAUAAUUAUCGACAAAGUGGCAAGGGCAGCGAGGGCAGUGUAUGGAUUUGUAUGAUACGCCACAGGCGAGAGCAGCAAGAGCGGUGACCAAUUUUCAGCCAGGCGCGACAAAAAAGGUGGCUCGAGAGGCAAACAACAACAACAGCUGUAGGAGUAGUAGUGGUAGUAGUCUAGUCACAGGGACCCUAGUCAUCACUGAUUGUGGUUUCCUCCGUAGUGCGGCCGCUAAUCGCAACAGCAAGCUGGACGAGCAGCAGCCGCCCGAAUCGAAAGAAUCGCACCAUCGACCGAUUCGCAGCCCGGUACCGCGACGACACCAUCAUCCAAGACAGCAGCGGCUGGGCAGUUGCGACAGUGCGGGUAGCAGCAGCGGCGGCGGCGGACGGCGAGAUAAGCACAGUAGGGACAGGUCCCGCGAGGAAGCGGCGAUAGCAAGAAGCGGCAGCAGCGGCAGAGCGCUGGAAAUGACUACUGCGACAAUGGAAAUGCUAACGACAGCGACAACAACCACGCCUGCAACAGGCAAUUCCGCCUCGAUGGCCAGUACGACCGCAGCCAGCGGAGGUAGUGGAAGUGGUGUCGCGUUCAGUACCGGUGCCAGCCUGGACGAGAUGAUGCGCGGCACGAUGAUGCCCGUCGAUUACGGCAACCUGUCCGGCGUGGUGCCGCUGCUAGAGGAAGUCGACGGCAAUCUGACAACCGUGUCGCAGCACAGCAAUGAUUCGAUCGAACGUACGCUGCUACCGGGUUCGACCUCCUCCGGUGGCGGUCAGCCGCAUGGGCAUGCUCACCAGAAGGGCCAUUCGCGGGGGAGCAGUGCGCCGCAAGCGUACGAUCGCAUCACGACCAAGAUCGCCUGCACGAAGGAACUGAUACGUAAGGAGCAGGAAGCGCGCGAUUCGAACGUGAACGAGUAUCUGAAGCUAGCGGCAAACGCCGACAAGAACCAGCUGCAACGCAUCAAGGCCGUGUUCGAGAAGAAGAACCAGAAAAGCGCCAACAACAUUUCCCAGCUGCAAAAGAAGCUGGAAUCGUACAACAAGCGCUUCAAGGAUAUGCAGCAAACGCAACAAAAGCAGGCCCAGCAGCAGCAACAAUCGCAACAGCAGCAGCAGCAACAACAGGCACAGCAUGCCGCCGCGGCCGCCAGCUUAUUGCUGCAGCAGCAGCAGCAACAGCACCAGCAGCAGCAAGCGGUACUGCAUACCGGGGGCAGUCAAACCUUACCGCCAAAUUUGCAGCAACUAGCGGUCACGACCAGUCAGCAGCAGCAGCAACAAAGCUUUCUACAACCGCGCGAAAUGCUGCGCGACGUUGGCCAGGGGCUGAGGAACGUAGGGGGUAACAUUCGGCACGGUGUGACCGGGCUGUCGGCAACUGUGAUAUCGAAGCCACGCAAAUUUGCUCAUCUGAUACGAAACAAGUUUGGCAGUGCGGACAACAUUAACCAGCUGACGUCCACCUGGUACACCGGCAGUGCGGCCGACAGCGAACUGACCGGGAUGGACGUGACGGGUGGUGCCGAGGGGCAGCAAACGACGCCGAAUGCCAGUGGCCCCGGCGGUGGUGGGGGACAGAGCAAUCAACACAACACCAGCAUUAGCGAUAGCGAAGGUCGACGCACACACGGCACAACGCAAGGAGGGCAUGGGCAGCAGCAGCAGCAGCAGCACCACCACCACCAUCAGCAGCUGCACGGGGUGUCUUCGGGCCAUCGGCACCACAGCGGCGUUCCGGGUCCGGGUGGAAAGUACAGCGAACAUGACAGUGAAUGUAGCAGCGUCACCAGCGACAGCAUACCGCUCGGAUCGGACAAACACCGGCUCAGCUGCAGCCAGCGAUGCGUCAAUUACAAAGCCCUCAAUGAACUGCGUGACGAGUACCAGAAGCUGAAGGAACGGCUCGAUCGGGUCGAGCUGGUGCAGAAAGAGGUGACCGAGCUUUCGAUGGCCCUCGAGAAUGAACGGUACCGGGCGGAUCGGCUCGAGGAGCAGAUAAACGACCUGUCCGAGCUACACCAGAACGAGCGUGAAAAUCUGAAGCAAGCGAUUGCCGACCUGGAGGAAAAGGUGCAAUACCAGAGCGACGAACGGUUGCGGGACGUGAACGAAAUUCUCGAAAACUGCCAGACGCGCAUUUCCAAGAUGGAGCAAAUGUCGCAACAGCAGUACGUCACGGUUGAAGGCAUCUACAACUCGAAUGCGCGUGCCGUCGUCGUGAAGCUGAUCAACGUCGUGCUGACCGUGCUGCAGGUGAUCCUGCUGUUGGUCGCCACGGUCGCCGGCAUCAUAGUGCCAUUUCUCAAGACGCGACUACGAGUGCUGACGACGCUGCUAUGCACGCUGGUGCUCAUAGCGAUAGUGCGGCAGUGGCCCGAUGUGCGGGACACCGGUGUGCAUCUGAUCCGGAUCCUACGCAGCCAGGUCGUGAGCGACACGGCAGCAACCUAGAUGCGGACCUGUUCCUCCGCGGUGGCUUUACGUGUGUGUGUGUGUUUUUAAAGGCGAAAGAGGGAGAGCGAAAGUGUGCAGGUGCUAUCAUAAAACCGGCGACCAAAUUCGAUUCCGAAUGCUCAGACAACACGUGUGUCGUGGUACAGGAGUAUCGGUAAGCUAGCUAGUGGCGCGCGCACGUCGAAGGGCGACGAGGCCGCAUUUUUGCUCAAAAUCAAAUCGAGGGAAAGUCUCUUAGUUCGCAACGGUAGAACUAUUUAAUAUUGGAAAUAGCCAGAUGUGUUAGUAGUGUUGAACGAGAAUCCAUCCAAGACAUGCUCCAUUCACAAACGUUACGCAAAUUCAUACACACCACAGAGGAUGAUAAAACUGUUUAGUAUUAUUGCAGGACACUAGGAUAGGAUAAGCGUGAGAGAGUAUGCAAACUGCUCUAACUCAGAGGGCUCAGAAGAGUGCGUGCGUGUGUGUGUGUGUUACAAUUGGCCAUAUAUUAUAAACACUUUGCUGCAAUCUUGAUUCUUGCGUAGAACAAACAUAUUUGUCCGUUCGUUCGUGAAGCCCGUUCUCUGAAAGCUCUGUUUAGCACAUGUGUACACAAACCGUAGGACACUGCUACUAGUGUGUAGAGAUUCUUAAACUCUCAACUCUCCUCGUAUUCCGGAAUGUUAGGCAUAGUAGUUUUCCCCAUGAAGCAAAACAAAAGGGUGAUGGUUUUUAAAGACUAUCGAUAAGCAGGAAAAUUUUAGCAAAAAAAAAGAAGCGAAAAACGAAAGCAAUCUUUUGUGUAGAGGAAGACAAACCCAAUAGAUGAUGUAGAAUUUUUCGAAAACGACUCCAAGAAUUGGUGUAUUAAGGGAACGAUUUGACACACAGCUAAAAAAAACACCCCGUAUCAAGCCCUCCACCCGCGGGGCCUUGAUCACCGCACACGAAAUGGUCUCGAAGAUGUCAGCAAACAAAUGCGAAUCGAAGAAAACAGGCUUUCCGUUUUGGAGUAUGUGUAAGAGGCGGCAAACUAAACAUGGGACACCGCGUUUAUCGUUGAAAGUUAGGCAAACGCACGAUCACCUAACGGUCGUUGUUGUUAUACGAUUUAUAAUGUAUGUUCUCUUAUGCUAUCGAGCUUCGUUUUUUAUGAUUUCUUCUGCCAAUGGAAGCAAUAUUAAGUUAUUCUUUGUGAGAGGAGUGGAGCGCAAAAUGCAAGCAAAACCACACAAUACAUUAAAGGAAAUUGCCAGCCGAAGGCAAAACAGUGAACAGGAGUAAUUGUGGUAAAAGUUAUUUGGGGGCCAUGGCAGGGACCCAGGGGAAAGAGGGGGGGGGGGGGGGGGGGGGUAGGGAAAUUACAUAAUACGGUAGGCGCGCAUAUACAUAACAUCGUGAUUAGAGCGGACGACGGUUCAAUUUAAGUUAAGUAAAACAGAGGGUAAACAUUAUUAUAGAGCAAGUUAUUGGCAGGAACGAAACGCGUUAGGAAAACGCUAGGGGAUUUGUAGUGUGUAAUAAUCGGCGCGUUUAGUAGACAACAGUAGAGAGACACCAUACAAGCAAACCUGCCACUGAAACGUAUAACGACAUACAUAAACAGCAAAACAAUCGAAACAGCAGCCUGGUGCAUCCGUAAGGAGCGCGCAGAUCGAGCCGAACCACGUACGAUUUGCAUCACAAGGGAAACCAACCAACCAAAGCAAAGAAGCAACACAAAAAACAACACGAACGAUCAAUCGCUUGAAAAAUCGGAAAAGAUUUUAGAAGCUAUAGGAACGAAAACAAUUAAGGAAAUAUGUACCGAUAUUUCACAUUUCAAUGUUCAAACUAAACAAUACCGCAAAGAAGUAGUAAUCAACCAUCGGGUGAUAUUUCCGAAACAAAACGAUUUCGCCGGGGAAAGGGAAGGGAAGGAGGCGGGCGUUGUGCGGGCGCUAGCCAGGCCGGGCACCACCCAAACCUCCCAAAAGCCUCCCACUUCCUCUUGCCCUUCUUCUUCUCUCUCACUCUCUCUAUUUAUGUUUCUCAAUCUAGAGAUUCGAAAAAUAAAGGAAAGACUACAACAUAAAACAAA